UGUAUGUAAACAUCGAUCCUUGGCUUUCGUGGCCUGUCAACCAGGAAAAUCCAUUCUAACGUUAAAAAAUCGUCCUGUCAAAAUGGCAUUUCUUUCAGGAUUGAAACAAGUUAAAUAUUCUUUCAUGGAGAGUAUCAAGAAUUCUACAAGAAAUUUCAAUAACCAAAGGCAGAACAUCGGUAAAGUUGUAAGUAGGUCUCCUGUAGAAGAUCAGCCAAUUGUCGCCAAGCGAAGAACUUCUAUGCCUGGAGUUUCGGUGGCAACGUGGGUCAAUUUCCGUAGUUUUCAUUGUACUGGUGCGCGUGCCAGUGGUGAAGAAGGAAGCGACGUCGUGAGACUAAAGUCAUGGCCAUUUGAACUCGAAACGCCUUUCGGAAAGCUUUUGGUUAAAGAUUUUCCAUUUCCCACUCGUAUUGUGCCAACUAAUCCUCAUGACUAUCCAGCAGGAGACAGAGUAUUUGUUCAUUUAUUAGCUUCUUCUGUUUCCUCUGACGAGUCUGAUGCUAGAUUGCCAUUGGAUCCUUCUUCUUUUGCAGAAUCCAUUUCAAAUAUUUCUUGCUUGUCAAAUGAAGAACAAGGAAUUACAAUCUCUCAUGAUGGUUGCUCAGGCAUGCUGCCACCCCUGGCUUUAAUUAUUGAAGUACCAACGUGUUAUGAUGUAGAUGUGUCAACUAAAGAUGAAGGCCAUAUUUCUGUUGAAAACCUGGAAAAUGAAAUGUGUUACAUAAAUACCAACAAGGGAGACAUCACACUAAAGAGUAUGAAGUCUGCCCAUGUAAAUGUCGAGUCAACAAGUGGAAAUAUCAGCUGCCUAAAAGCGUUGCAGGGAAGUGGAGUGAUUAAAACUAGAAAUAAUGGGACAGUGAAUGCUGAUAGGAUCCAGGGCCUUGACUUUGAAUUCUCCACCGAGUCAGGAGAUGUUCACAUCAAAGAUAUUUACACUAGGAAAUCUCAGGUGUGCAGUCAUACAGGAUCAGUUCACAUAAGUAAUAUGCAUACUGACUGCAAGAUAACCACAGGAGGAGAUGUUUUUACUGGUUGUGUACAAGGUUCCAUGUCAGUUAGUCUUCCAGGCCAAGCUACAUUUAAAGGCUAUCUAUCCUGCCAUGAUGAUAUCAAUAUUGAGACUGAUAAAGGAGACAUAGAGAUAAAGUUACCCGAGGAGUGUGUAUCACACAUUGAUCUAAGUGGACAUCAGGUUGAUAUAGAUAGUGCUCUAGUAUUUCUUACUACCCAACCAUCUGAUCAUCAGCAGGUGAUAGGUGAGCUAAAUGGUGGUGGUGUUGAUGCAAAGAUCAUUGCCAAGUCUAAAGAAGGUAGUAUUACUGUGAAGACUCAAUCUUGGUUUGAUUCUUUGGAAUUAGGAACCUGAAAGCAACAGUUAAUAAUCUGUGUUUCUUCUAGAGUGUGUGAUAGAGAUAUCUAUAUCAGGUCUAAAGAGAGCUGUAUAACUUUGAAGAUAUUUAGAUAUAACUCUGGCAUGUCAUGAUUAUGGUUGAAUGUUUUAUACCUUGAAAUGAGUUUAGGCCAUUUACUAAGGAGGCGUUGGUCUAGUGUCAAAGACUACAGGAUCUAAAGAGCUUGGUAAUUAAUGAUGUGCUUAUAUUAUAAUGAAGGUGGCAAAGUCAAAUAGACAAAAGAAACUAUUACUUACGUAUUUUACUUGGAUGUAGAGACUUAAAGCUUGAAGCUUAUUAGCCUCUCGUCACAUUGGGUUGUCUCUGGUAUGAUAAAUAUUUCAAUGGAUAGAGUUUCCAGUGCUUCUGAAUUGCAGAUAUAAAUGCAUUUAUACUAGUAGCAGAAACUGCUUCCUCUGGCAAAGCAUUCCAGUUAUUAAUGCUUCUAGCUGUAAAAGCAUAUUGCUGUGUCUGUAAUCUACAUCUGCAUUUCCUAAAUUUCAUACUGUGGCUUUCAUGGUCUUUAAAUUGUCAUUGAGAUGGAAAAGGCCACUCAGAUCUAUCCGAUGAAUACCUCUUGUGAUUUUGAAGAUUUGGAUUAAUUACUUGAUGCAAGUCCCUCAAAAUUGCAUUUCUUCUUUUUGUCUCCCCUGUACUAAGUUUGGCAGAGACCUAGUGAUCACUUUUUGUCUCACCAAGGGGCCAUUUCAUAAAGCUGUUUGUACGAUAAGAGCGACUUUAAGAAUGACUGGUGAACCUUUCUUACACACUUAACCAUCGCUAAUGUAUGUACCAUAUUUACCACAUGGAAGGAUCACCAGUCGUUCUUAAAGUCGCUCUUAACUUACAAACAGCUUUAUGAAACACCAACCUGCAUAGCAGAGUGAGACUAAAGGCGCCGCUUUUCAGACAAGACUCACGGUUCAUGAACCAUCUUGUUUCAUAUUUGUAUACCACCAAAGAUUGACCUAAGCUAUAUUUUGUAAAUUGUGUAUAUUUAUUAUGACUUGAAAAGAUCCAAUUUAGUUGGAAAUAUUGAAGUUUUGUUUUAGAAUAAUGGAAAUAUAAUUACGUUGUCUCACCUGCAUAGCAGAGCGAGAAUAUAGGCACCAGCUUUCAGACGACGGAAAGCAGCGACGGCAGCAUCAAAAUUGAAAUCUUAAAUGUCAUAACGUUCAAAGUUUAUGGACCCAGCUCAAUAAAACUGGGACAUAAGGGUAAUGGUGUAUCACUGAAAAUCCUGCAUGAGUUUCAGGCCACAUGUCCCAAAUUCAAAAGUCACUUAUUAUCAUAUGAAUGGUGUUUUUUGUGAAUAUUUAUUCAAUAGUUGUUUUCAAAGUCAGCACUGCUGCUACAUUGAAUCACAUAAUGCAGGCGAGACUGCCAGAGGUGUUCCACUUGUAUUUUUAUAAUUUUGUCAUCACUUUGUAAGGCAAAUUGAUAUUAGUGCCUUAUGAAUUCCUGUCUUAUAUUUGUUAAAAAUAUUUGUUUGCAAUUUCUACUCUUUGUGCUAUAAUGUAAAUUGAUUAUUUACAAAAUUUAUAAUUGAUGAUAAUAAUUAUUUGCCUACUUAUGCAUGUUAUAAAUCAAAUCUCUAAUGGUCAUUGGGUACAUCUUGCUCUCAUAAAGGCCUGGUCACACCGCCCGAGCGUUGUUGGAGCGGUCGCGGAGCAGUAGGGAGAGAGGGUCGAAAUUUGCUCA
Molecule: messenger RNA, 3098 nt
Organism: Lytechinus variegatus (green sea urchin)
Lineage: Eukaryota; Metazoa; Echinodermata; Echinoidea; Temnopleuroida; Toxopneustidae
Product: protein FAM185A-like
Exons: 7
Coding region: 83-1372 (429 amino acids)
Source: RefSeq, a predicted model, not a curated record